Messenger RNA from Peronospora matthiolae, 1488 nucleotides. The record is from the annotation of a GenBank genome assembly. NCBI's taxonomy places the organism in Eukaryota, Oomycota, Peronosporomycetes, Peronosporales, Peronosporaceae.
AUGCUGCAGUGCCGAGCAACUCGCUCGAUGUCGUUGAUGUGCCGGUCGGUGCGCGCCUUCUCGGUGCGUCAAGCAGUGCAACUGGAGAAUCAAGUGCUGGAAAAGCUGCGUGGCGUGUCAUACGGAUUGGGGAUGGGGGACAUCGUGUCCUCAGGCCGCGUCAAGGACCUGCAAGUGACGCCUGAGACGGGUCAAGUUGCCUGCAAGAUUGAGAUGUCGUCGCCGGUGCUGAAGGAGCUGGCUGAGCAGUGGCAACUGGAGGCUAAAGUUGCGGUGAAGGAGCUGGCGUGGGUCAAAAUGACCGACUUUGAGCUUACCAAGGCACGGCCACGUAAUGCUCGAGCUGGGCGCUUGUCGUCGCUGGCUCAUGUGUCGGACAUUAUUGCUGUGUCUAGUUGCAAGGGUGGAGUAGGAAAGUCCACGGUGGCAGUGAAUUUAGCGUUCAGUCUGGCCAAGCGUGGUGCGCGAGUGGGCAUUUUGGACGCUGAUAUUUACGGACCAAGUCUGCCCACAAUGAUCUCCCCGGUAGAUCGGACCAUUCGUCCGUCGAGAAAGGUCAAGAAUUUUGUCGAACCGGUAGAGUACGAGGGUGUCAAAUGCAUGUCUUUUGGCUUUGUAAACCAGCGUGCUGCUCCAGGUGCUGGAGGAGUUGGAGCCGCUGUGAUGCGUGGACCGAUGGUCUCAAAGCUGAUUGAUCAGCUUGUCCUUGGUACGGAAUGGGGUGACCUCGAUUAUUUGGUCGUGGAUAUGCCACCAGGAACAGGGGACAUUCAAAUUUCGUUAUCGCAGCAAAUGGCUAUUUCAGCCGCAGUUGUCGUCACAACACCGCAGAGACUCAGCUUUGUCGAUGUGGAGAAAGGGAUUGCGAUGUUCGAUGACUUGAAGGUGAAGACAGCUGCUGUGGUAGAGAACAUGUCCUACUUUGACUGCUCAAAUGGACAGCGAUAUUAUCCAUUCGGCCCGGGCCAUACACAGGAGCUUGUCGAUAAGUACAACAUGAAAAACGUGUUCAAGCUGCCUAUCACGGAGCACUUCAGUUCAUCGGGUGAUUCCGGACGCCCCUUUGUUCUGUCAGGACUAUCCCCAGACGAGGAAGAGACUUACGACUUGCUUGCGACCACGGUGGCGAAGGAACUCGUCGUAUUGAAGCACAACAUUCGCCUGGCGCCGGAUCUUCUGUAUGAUAAGAAUCGCGGUAUCGUGCUUCGAUUGUACAGUCAGAACGAGGCAAAGGAGGCUGUACUCCACCCAGCUGACCUUCGAGCUCGCUGCCGGUGCGCCCAAUGCGUCGGCGAGUUUACCGGAGAGCAGAUCUUGGACCCGGCUACCAUUCCAGACAGUAUCGUUCCUACCGCGGUCGAGCGAAAGGGCAACUAUGCGUUUGCAGUCACGUGGAGUGAUGGUCACACUUCGUCGCUUUACACUUACGAUGCACUCACGGCACUCAUCGCUGAGUACACGUCUAAGUCAGCAGAACAGCAGCUGUAG